Durotheca rogersii is the source of this 885-nucleotide messenger RNA. RefSeq names its product ankyrin repeat-containing domain protein. Gene Ontology annotation, cellular component: ciliary inversin compartment. The record is from RefSeq and is a predicted model, not a curated record. Gene Ontology annotation, molecular function: protein binding. Gene Ontology annotation, biological process: protein localization to ciliary inversin compartment. Bases 1 to 885 code for a protein of 294 amino acids. Lineage: Eukaryota; Fungi; Ascomycota; Sordariomycetes; Xylariales; Xylariaceae. The transcript is spliced from 4 exons.
AUGAACUUGAUCGAUCUCUUCAAAAGCGGGCCCAUCAAUCUAGGCCUGUUAUCUCUGAAGGACGAGCCUAUCGAGAGCUAUACUGGCGGAGGGAACGCAGAAGAUUCUGAAGCUAACUACGAGUUCGACUACCCCGAUAGUGAGAGGUCCGUUCAGCCGAGAGAUAGCGACUCUAACGGCGAAUUAGACAACGAAGAUCGAAUGGAUCAAGCCAGUGACGAAGAAUACGAAGGACAAUCGCUGCUUCAUCGGGCAACUGCCAGGGCCGAUUACACGAUGGCUAAGCUUCUUUUCGACCACGGGGCGGCCGUAAACCAGAGAGAUCAGAACGGAAGAACAGCGUUGAUGGCGAAUGCUGAUAGGGAAAACGAAAGAGUGCUCAAGCUGCUCCUUACUUACGGUGCAGAUACCAAUCUCACACAGCGCGAAGGCUGUCAUGAGCUGUACGAGGCAGCAGUGUACGGUGCGACUGAGGUCGUCAAAUUCUUCCUGGAAAAUGGCGUAAACCCUCCUAUCACUAAUAACUUCGGAUGGACACCACUCCACGGCGCCGCUGCCAACGGACAUUUAGACUGUGUUCGCCUUCUUCUCGACAAAGGAGCGGAGCCUUCGCCGAUAUCAGACACAGGCAAAACGCCUCGUGAUUUUGUUCAUCUCGGGCAAAAGCACUACGAUCGUAUCCUGGCAGGCGAAGAGCACUAUAAGGCGCAAGCACUCAAGGCCAGAGAAGUGAAUGCAGAGGACCCGAUAUGGCGCAAAGAUGAAAUCUUGCACUUGCUCGAGGAGAAAGGAGCGCUGACGUCUGAUGAGCUCUACAGGAAGAAGGGGGGGGGGCUUCAAAUAUGGCGAAGGUGGACAGUACAGCCACCGAAGCUGGCAGCGUGA